AAACAAACAGUUCAUUUUUAGAUUAUUCGAAGAAAAACACACUUCUUCUUCUAGGAAUAAGUUUUUAGAUAUUUUUAUAGUAAAUUUUUUGUAAAUUUUUGUACAAAUUUGUGUCCCUUUAAAGUAUCCCCUAACAUCUUGUAAAUAAUUACUAAAUAACAAUGAAUGCCGACCAAAAAUUAGAAAUAAUCAAAAAGCACAUUGGCGUCUUUCCCGAUUUUCCCAAGAAGGGAAUAGUCUUUCGUGAUGUUUUUGCUGCGUUAACAAAUUCAGAAGUUUGCAUUUAUCUAAGGGACUUGCUUGUGGAGCACAUCAAACUAAACUAUCCCGAUGUCGAUUUGAUUGUGGGUCUGGAAUCCAGAGGUUUUCUGUUUAAUCUUUUGAUUGCUUCCGAAUUGGGUGUUGGAUGUGCUCCUAUAAGGAAGAAGGGCAAACUACCUGGCGAGUGUAUUUCGGUUGAGUACACACUCGAGUAUGGAUCUGAUAUCUUCGAAAUGCAAAAAUCUGCCAUCAAACCUGGACAGAAAGUUGUCAUCGUUGACGAUCUCCUUGCUACUGGGGGGUCUUUAGAAGCUGCGAUCAAACUACUACGAAAAGCAGGUGCUAUUGUUCAAGAAGGUCUAGUUGUGCUUGAGUUAGUCGAUUUGGGAGGUCGUAAACGCUUGGACUGCAACGUACAUUCCUUGAUUAAAUAUGAAUAAGUUUAAGAAAAGAGUUAUAUUUCGUUGUUGAUUGUACUCGUGUGUGUUUUUGUAUGUCUUGUAAAUGAAUCUAAUAGUUAUUUCUUCGCACAAAUGCCUGUGAACGUUUUGGGCACAUGAUGUUUGCUAAAAUAAAAUUUAAAAAAAUAAA
This is a messenger RNA of Eupeodes corollae, 852 nucleotides long. RefSeq names its product adenine phosphoribosyltransferase (gene Aprt). NCBI's taxonomy places the organism in Eukaryota, Metazoa, Arthropoda, Insecta, Diptera, Syrphidae. Gene Ontology annotation, molecular function: adenine phosphoribosyltransferase activity; adenine binding; AMP binding. Gene Ontology annotation, biological process: adenine salvage; AMP salvage. The record is from RefSeq and is a predicted model, not a curated record. The transcript is spliced from 3 exons. Gene Ontology annotation, cellular component: cytoplasm. The coding region runs from base 162 to 701 and encodes 179 amino acids.